This is a messenger RNA of Brassica oleracea var. oleracea, 1776 nucleotides long. RefSeq names its product protein ASPARTIC PROTEASE IN GUARD CELL 2-like. Gene Ontology annotation, biological process: proteolysis. Lineage: Eukaryota; Viridiplantae; Streptophyta; Magnoliopsida; Brassicales; Brassicaceae. The transcript has 2 exons. The record is from RefSeq and is a predicted model, not a curated record. Gene Ontology annotation, molecular function: aspartic-type endopeptidase activity. Bases 104 to 1525 code for a protein of 473 amino acids.
GCUAGCCUUGAGUAUAACAACAUCAUCAACUACAGAGUUUCUUGAGCAAGGAAAUUUGGUUAUAAAAUGACUAACCAGUUUCAUUUAAUUAGUAGAGUGUAAAAUGAAGAAUAUGUUGAAUAUCAUAACUAUAAUCAUUUGUUUAUGGCUCAGUUGGGGUCGUGCUGAUGGAGCUCAAAAGAGAGAAAGUGGAGAGCUUUCUUUUCACAGAAUUCAAGCAAGCUCUCUUUUUCCUUCAUUACCAGCACCAUGUGUUCUUCCUCCAAGAGUAUCUAAUACGAAGUCGUCGCUUCACGUGGUGAACAGACACGGCCCAUGCUCGAGUCUAAGCAGCAAGAAAGCCACGAUCAGUCCCGACCAUGACGAGAUCCUCAGACUCGACCAGGCGCGCGUAAAAUCCAUUCACUCAAAGCUUUCAAAGAAGCUAACAGCCAGAGAUAGACUCAGUCAAAGCCAGUCAACAGUUCUACCGGCUACAGAUGGAAUCACACUCGGUUAUGGAAACUACAUCGUGACGGUCGGAAUCGGGACGCCGAAACACGAUCUCUCUCUGGUCUUCGACACAGGCAGCGAUCUGACGUGGACUCAAUGCGAGCCAUGUGGUAGAAAUGGAACAUGUUAUCCCCAAAAGGAGCCCAUCUUUAACCCAUCUUCCUCUUCUUCCUUCUCCAACGUCUCGUGCUCAUCGCCGUUCUGCGACUCUCUCGCUUCCCAAGGUCGCGUUAAAAAUUGUUUGGCUCCCAACUGCGACUACGGUGUCGGAUACGGCGAUAGAUCGUUCACCAUAGGAUUUCUCGCCACCGAGAAAUUUACUUUAGCGAACUCUGAUGUCUUCGACAAUGUUAUCUUUGGCUGCGGUGUGAACAACAAAGGAUUCAUUGGUAUCGCCGGACUUCUCGGUCUUGGCCGCGGCAAAGUCUCGUUUCCAUCGCAGACGGCGAUGACGUACAACAAUAUAUUCUCCUACUGCCUCCCUUCUUCCCCAGAGUACACUGGCCAUCUCACCUUCGGAUCAGCUGGAUUAUCUAACUCCGUCAAAUACACUCCCAUCUCCGCAGUCCCAUAUAGCGCAUCCUUUUAUGGCCUUGAUAUCGUAGGUAUCUCCGUCGACGACAAGCAACUGGAGAUCCCCUCCACUACCGGUGCUGUAAUCGACUCUGGUACCGUGAUUACUCGCCUACCACCCAUGGCCUACGCGGCACUGCGAACCGCGUUCAAGGAGAAGAUGUCGAAUUAUAAGACUACGUUGGGACGAUCGAUUCUUGACACGUGCUACGAUUUCACCGGCCAAGAGACUAUGAACAUACCUAAAGUCUCCUUCUCCUUCAAAGGCGGCACCGUCGUGGAACUUGACUCAAUAGGGGUUUUGUACGUGUUUAAUAAGUCCACGGUUUGUUUGGCGUUUGCGGGGAAUAAUAACGAUGAUGACGUGACCAUUUUCGGGAACGUUCAGCAAAAGACAAUGCAAGUUGUGUACGACGGUCCCGGCGGUCGGGUCGGGUUUGCUCCCAAUGGUUGUAUGUAGUUGAUGUGAAACAAUAUAAAAUUGGUAUGUUUGUAUUUUUAAGUAAGUAUUAUCUUUCAUCAAGUGUUUGUAAGCUUGAGUGGCCGUCUGUGAAAGUGUCAAGGACCACUCAAGUAUGUGUACGAUCAAUAUUGAUCGUAUUAAGUAUCCUAAAGUGUGAACUAAGAAAGAAACGGAUUGUUUUGUCAAGCAAACUUGUCAGGUACAUGCUCUCAAUAAACGUAUAUAACAUUUCGAAAUUGUAAUAGAUC